This is a messenger RNA of Pochonia chlamydosporia 170, 168 nucleotides long. RefSeq lists its product as hypothetical. The coding region runs from base 1 to 168 and encodes 55 amino acids. NCBI's taxonomy places the organism in Eukaryota, Fungi, Ascomycota, Sordariomycetes, Hypocreales, Clavicipitaceae. The record is from RefSeq and is a predicted model, not a curated record. The transcript has a single exon.
AUGAUGUCACGACCACAUCGUCACGGACCCAGCUCAGGUACUCUAUGGGUUGUGGCUUGGUCUGAAAGUGCCAGCUGCGGCCCGAUUUUCAGACAAGCCAGACGAUCUGCCAAUGUCAGACUAAGAGCAAAAACGGCUUGUUUAUGCUGGAACUGUUCAUGUUGGUGA